AUGACCGACCUCUGGUCAGUUACACAGAGUGGUCCGUUAGAGGCUCCUUCUGGGCGCUGCAGGCUACUGUCCGAGCCUGAUCCGUCAGUUGGGAUUGGGGAAGUUCCCGUUCGUCCGUCUGGGGCAGUCAGCCGAAGUGCUCUCCUUGUGUGGAAGAGCCAAAAGAUAGGGCAAGCGAAGGUGGCAGGGAUCGCUUUUGCGAUCAACCUGUUGCUACCACAGUCGCUAGACAGCAAAGACCAGGUUGUAGCAGAGGCUGCGUUCGCAGUCAAUCUGUUUCCAACCACGGGUUCUUCAAGGUUCUCCGCGAAAUUAUGCCUUUACCGUCUCCUCAAAGGAUCCGGUGGACAGAAAACCAGACGAUCUGCUUACCAUGUGACAGGGAAUAACGAUGGUUUCACGGAACCGGAAAUGACCAAAGCGCUGGAGACAUUGCUGUUAGUGUGCCAGACUGCCAAAGCAUCGUGCAUUUUCCUGCGUCAGCGCAAAAGCGACAACGGUAUUAUAAACACCUACCUAAUAAGGAGACAAGCGGACGAGGAGGAUUUUCUGGAAGUUCGAAUUGCGGUGCUCGGUAAUGUGGAUGCUGGUAAAUCCACUUUGCUCGGUGUCUUGACGCAUGGCGAGCUGGAUAACGGUCGUGGUUUGGCCCGGAUGAAGUUGUUCCGCCAUAAGCACGAGCAGGAAUCGGGGCGUACCAGCAGCGUGGGACACGACAUUCUGGGUUUCGAUGCCGACGGAAAGGUAGUUAACCGAGCCUUCGCACACGGCAAUGAUCUCGAUUGGGAGGGAAUCUGCAAGCAAAGUUCCAAGGUUAUUACCUUUAUCGAUCUGGCCGGACACGAAAAGUACCUUAAAACCACGAUAUUUGGAAUGACCGGGCAUCUACCGGAUUUCUGCAUGCUUGUGGUUGGUGCGAACGCUGGAGUUGUGGGAAUGGUCAAGGAACAUCUAGGACUAACCUUAGCUCUAGCCGUGCCAGUUUUCGUGGUGGUUACCAAAAUCGAUAUGUGCCCCGCUAACGUCCUCCAGGAUACUCUGAAGCUGCUGCAGAAGCUGAUGAAAUCUCCCGGCUGUCGUAAAAUUCCCAUCAUGGUGGCCAAUGAGGACGAUGUUGUCACCUCGGCCAGCAACUUCACAUCGUCCCGUGUCUGUCCGAUCUUCCAGCUGUCAUCUGUGACCGGUGCCAAUAUGGAAUUACUACAUAAAUUUCUCAAUUUGCUAACCUCGCGGCAUGAAAUGCACGAAGCGGAGCCGGCAGAGUUUCAGAUUGAUGAAACCUACUCGGUGCCGGGCGUGGGCACGGUAGUGUCAGGGACGGUGCUGCGCGGUGUGAUUCGACUGAAUGAUACGCUCAUGCUAGGACCGGAUGCCUUGGGACAUUUUCAGGCCAUUGCGGUGAAGUCGAUCCACAGAAAACGAAUGCCGGUGUCGGUGGUUCGGGGUGGACAGGCUGCAUCAUUUGCUCUUAAAAAGAUCAAGAGGUCACAUUUGCGAAAAGGAAUGGUGAUGGUAGCACCGGCUAUGGAUCCCAAAGCUUGCUGGGAGUUUGAAACCGAAAUGUUGAUUCUGCAUCAUCCUUCUACGUUGCAAAGCGGCUACCAGGCCAUGGUGCACACGGGAAGUUGCAGGCAGACCAUCAAGAUCCUGAGUAUGUCACAGGACUGCCUGCGCACGGGCGACAAAGCGUUGGUGCGCUGCCGGUUCAUCAAACUACCCGAGUUCCUCCGUCCUGGACAGCGCAUGAUCUUGCGUGAAGGACGCACGAAAGCGGUGGGAAAUAUUACUCAGGUGUUUCUGGAUGCACCCGCCGGAAACUUCGACCUGCAUCCCUAUCAGCAUCCACGACCGGCUGCCCCAGCCGGUGCCGGCGGGAAACCUGCCGGACAGGCAGCGGGAAGUGGUGCGAAGAAGACGACGGGUGCCAGUGCCAGUGGGGCUGGCCGUGGUGGACAUAACCGGUAAUUGAGAGAGACUGGUUGAACUGUUAGUUUCUGAGAGAGUACGAAGUGGAAUUAAUUAACUUGUGCGAUUUUUUGUAUAUUCAGGAUUUCUUAAGUCUGAUUGGGAUUAGUCUUGGAGGUUUUAGCUUUUACUUUUUGUCUCGUAGAUUUCUUGUUUUUCUUUGUGUUUGUGAAAUGUCUUAGCUUCCGUUGGUUUUAUGAAUGAGAUUUCUAUUAAAAUACAGUUUUGUCGUUGAA
Molecule: messenger RNA, 2201 nt
Organism: Paramacrobiotus metropolitanus
Lineage: Eukaryota; Metazoa; Tardigrada; Eutardigrada; Parachela; Macrobiotidae
Product: GTP-binding protein 1-like
Exons: 10
Coding region: 1-1965 (654 amino acids)
Biological process (GO): translational elongation
Molecular function (GO): GTP binding; translation elongation factor activity; GTPase activity
Source: RefSeq, a predicted model, not a curated record